This is a messenger RNA of Pan troglodytes (chimpanzee), 1877 nucleotides long. It is a transcript of the gene HCRTR2, whose product is annotated as hypocretin receptor 2. The coding region runs from base 378 to 1712 and encodes 444 amino acids. The transcript has 7 exons. Gene Ontology annotation, molecular function: orexin receptor activity. NCBI's taxonomy places the organism in Eukaryota, Metazoa, Chordata, Mammalia, Primates, Hominidae. The record is from RefSeq and is a predicted model, not a curated record. Gene Ontology annotation, biological process: G protein-coupled receptor signaling pathway; circadian sleep/wake cycle process; feeding behavior. Gene Ontology annotation, cellular component: plasma membrane.
CUUCAGCUCUCCCUCAGCGAGGGAGGAGGCUGUGGGCUGCGGACUGAGUGCUGGAAUGAGGAGUAAUUGAGCUUCAGCUGAGCCGGACGUAGCUUUCUCCUCCUGGUGUCAUUGCUGCAGCCUCCAGUGCCGGGUCCCUAGUUCCUCAGCUGCCUGUCUUCCCGGUGCAACAUCGUCUGUAAAGACAGCAAAGCCACCGCAGAAGUUGCCCGGCAGAAGACUCCGGAGGCAUUGGCUCAGUAACUUUUCACGUCAUUUUCUGCUCGGGAGCCCCUUCUAGCCUCUCCGCGCAGCCUUUCCCACCGCAAAUCACCAGUGCUCAUGGGGCAGGCGGAGAGGAGCUUGCAGCAUUGAGCGGAACCGGACUUGAGCCCGUGAUGUCCGGCACCAAAUUGGAGGACUCCCCCCCUUGUCGCAACUGGUCAUCUGCUUCGGAGCUGAAUGAAACUCAAGAGCCCUUUUUCAACCCCACCGACUAUGACGACGAGGAAUUCCUGCGGUACCUGUGGAGGGAAUACCUGCACCCGAAAGAAUAUGAGUGGGUCCUGAUCGCCGGGUACAUCAUCGUGUUCGUCGUGGCUCUCAUUGGGAACGUCCUGGUUUGUGUGGCAGUGUGGAAGAACCACCACAUGAGGACGGUAACCAACUACUUCAUAGUCAAUCUUUCUCUGGCUGAUGUGCUCGUGACCAUCACCUGCCUUCCAGCCACACUGGUCGUGGAUAUCACUGAGACCUGGUUUUUUGGACAGUCCCUUUGCAAAGUGAUUCCUUAUCUACAGACCGUGUCGGUGUCUGUGUCUGUCCUCACACUGAGCUGUAUCGCCUUGGAUCGGUGGUAUGCAAUCUGUCACCCUUUGAUGUUUAAGAGCACAGCAAAGCGGGCCCGUAACAGCAUUGUCAUCAUCUGGAUUGUCUCCUGCAUUAUAAUGAUUCCUCAGGCCAUCGUCAUGGAGUGCAGCACCGUGUUCCCAGGCUUGGCCAAUAAAACCACCCUCUUUACGGUGUGUGAAGAGCGCUGGGGUGGUGAAAUUUAUCCCAAGAUGUACCACAUCUGUUUCUUUCUGGUGACAUACAUGGCACCACUGUGUCUCAUGGUGUUGGCUUAUCUGCAAAUAUUUCGCAAACUCUGGUGUCGACAGAUCCCUGGAACAUCAUCUGUAGUUCAGAGAAAAUGGAAGCCCCUGCAGCCUGUUUCACAGCCUCGAGGGCCAGGACAGCCAACAAAGUCCCGGAUAAGCGCUGUGGCGGCUGAAAUAAAGCAGAUCCGAGCCAGAAGGAAAACAGCCCGGAUGUUGAUGGUUGUGCUUUUGGUAUUUGCAAUUUGCUAUCUACCAAUUAGCAUCCUCAAUGUGCUAAAGAGAGUAUUUGGGAUGUUUGCCCAUACUGAAGACAGAGAGACUGUGUAUGCCUGGUUUACCUUUUCACACUGGCUUGUAUAUGCCAAUAGUGCUGCGAAUCCAAUUAUUUAUAAUUUUCUCAGUGGAAAAUUUCGAGAGGAAUUUAAAGCUGCGUUUUCUUGCUGUUGCCUUGGAGUUCACCAUCGCCAGGAGGAUCGGCUCACCAGGGGACGAACUAGCACAGAGAGCCGGAAGUCCUUGACCACUCAAAUCAGCAACUUUGAUAACAUAUCAAAACUUUCUGAGCAAGUUGUGCUCACUAGCAUAAGCACACUCCCAGCAGCCAAUGGAGCAGGACCACUUCAAAACUGGUAGAAUAUUUAUUCAUAUGACAAGGAUACCUGAGUAAAACUAUCCUUUUUAAAAUCACUGGGAACAGAAAUUUUAUUAUCCUAUGAUGUGAAGCUAAAAUUACUUGUGGAUCUUUUUUUUUUUUUUUAAUCUAUUGCUCUUUGGAAAUAAAAAAAAGUCAGUUUAAAA